This is a messenger RNA of Ziziphus jujuba (common jujube), 1828 nucleotides long. Its product is annotated as phloretin 4'-O-glucosyltransferase. NCBI's taxonomy places the organism in Eukaryota, Viridiplantae, Streptophyta, Magnoliopsida, Rosales, Rhamnaceae. The record is from RefSeq and is a predicted model, not a curated record. Gene Ontology annotation, molecular function: UDP-glycosyltransferase activity. The transcript has a single exon. Bases 354 to 1766 code for a protein of 470 amino acids.
UAUAUAUAUAUAAAUUCUUUUUACAUACUAAAUAAUACUAUAAACUAUGUUCUAAAACUACAUAUAAACAAUCACAUUCGUAUUAUCAUUAAUUAUUCUAUAAAACAAAAUCAUAAAACAUAUAUAUAUAUAUAUAUAUAUAUAUAUAUAUGUAUAUUUUAAUUUCAAGCUUGAUCUUUUCAUUACUCUUCAGCUUCACCAUCCAUAUAAUGUCCAAUUGAUGAUUCCUAGUCCAACAUUUCACUUCAAAUCCUCAGUCACAAACCCCAUAUACCAAUCUAUCUAACAAAAACAAAAACAAAAACACAAACCAUACAUCAACCUACAAUACCCCACGCGCCACCUCGGCGGCCAUGGGAAAACCCCGGUUCAUUCUCGUCGUGUAUCCAGCACAAGGUCACAUAAACCCUGGCCUUCAAUUUGCAAAGCGCGUCAUCGACGCCGGUGCAGAGAUCACCAUGGUCACCACUGUCUUUGCCCACCGGCGCGUGAUGAAGAGCAAAGCUUCCACUCCCACGGGGUUGUCCUUCUUCCCCUACUCCGACAGCUACGAUGAAGGGUUCAAGCCCGGGGAUGACAUCCACACCUUUGUAUCGGAGACUCGCCGUCGCGGAAAGCAAGCAGUCUCGGAACUCAUAGACUCCGGUGCCAAACAAGGCCAUCCAUUCACUUGUAUAGUAUACAGCUUAUGCCUCCAAUGGGCUGCAGAGUUAGCUCAUGAGCUUCGAAUUCCAACGGCCUUACUUUGGGUUGAGCCAGCUACAGUGUUUGAUAUGUAUUACUAUUACUUACAUGGCUAUGAAGAUAUCAUCAAGGACACUAUCAAUAACCCUUCAUUUUCAGUAGAAUUACCAGAACUGCCAUUGAAGCUCACUGGUUCAGACUUUCCCUCCUUCAUGGAUGCUUCGAAGCCUGAGAGUGAUAUUGCCAUGCAAGUAUUCAAACAACAAUUUGAAGUUCUUGAAAAAGAAAGAAACCCAAAAGUGAUUGUGAACACCUUUGAUGAUUUAGAGCCUGAGGCUUUGAAAGCAAUAAGUGAGAUCGAUUUGAUUGGAAUUGGACCGUUGAUUCCCAUUACUUUCUUGGACGGGAAAGAAAAUCAUGAAGAUCCAUCUGAGAAUAGUUCAUUUAGAGGAGAUCUUUUUGAAGGCUUAAAGGACUGGAAUUGUAAGGAAUGGAUGAAUUCGAAACCAAAAGGUUCCAUUGUUUAUGUUUCAUUUGGAAGUAUGUGUGUGUUGCCAAAGCAACAAAUGGAGGAAAUUGGAGGUGGGUUAUUGGAUUUUGGCCAAACAUUUUUGUGGGUUAUUACAGAGAAGCAAUAUGAAGAGGGAAGGAGUGCAGAAGACGAAUUGAAUUGCAUAGAGGAAUUAGAGAAGCUUGGGAAAAUAGUUCCAUGGUGUUCUCAAAUGGAGGUAUUGUCAAAUCCUUCAUUGGGUUGUUUUGUGACUCAUUGUGGGUGGAAUUCCACAUUGGAGAGCUUGGUUUGUGGGGUUCCAAUGGUGGCUUUUCCAAGGUCAGUAGACCAAGGAAGCAAUGCAAAGUUGAUAGAGGAUUCAUGGAGGAGUGGGGUGAGAGUGAAGGCAAACAAGGAAGGGACUAUUGAGAAGGAUGAGAUUAAAAGGUGUUUGGAAUUGGUAAUGAGAGAUGAAGAAAUUAGAAGGAAUGCGAAAAAAUGGAAGGAUUUGGGUAGAGAAGCUGCCAUGGAAGGUGGGUCUUCUAAUAAGAAUUUCAAGGCGUUUGUGAAUGAGGUAAUUUUAGAUUCCUAGAUUUGUGAAUUUGGUAUUGGAUUCUCUUCAUGAAUAAAAUUGCAUUUUUUUAAUUAUAAUAA